Messenger RNA from Lynx canadensis (Canada lynx), 3976 nucleotides. RefSeq names its product inositol 1,4,5-trisphosphate receptor interacting protein (gene ITPRIP). The transcript is spliced from 2 exons. NCBI's taxonomy places the organism in Eukaryota, Metazoa, Chordata, Mammalia, Carnivora, Felidae. The record is from RefSeq and is a predicted model, not a curated record. Bases 224 to 1882 code for a protein of 552 amino acids. Gene Ontology annotation, molecular function: protein kinase inhibitor activity. Gene Ontology annotation, cellular component: membrane.
AAUGAGUAACUCCGCCGCCUUUAGGGCCGCGCUGAUGGAGGCCAGCGGACGGGAGCCGGCUGGGGUGUCGCGCCCCCAGUCCUUCUAAGUGCCGAGCGGGACGCUCGACGGAAGCCGCCCGAGAACAGCGGCCUCCGGGCCCUGGACCCGCGCGCGCGCCGCGGGGCUGGCGCGGUCCCUGCAGCGACGGGGCGUGGGACUAAGGGCAGCGAAAGUUGCAGCCAUGGCUCUGGGGCUCUUCCGGGUGUGUCUGGUGGUGGUGACAGCCAUCAUCAACCACCCGCUGCUGUUCCCGCGGGAGAAUGCCACGGUCCCCGAGAAUGAGGAGGAGAUCAUCCGCAAGAUGCAGGCGCACCAGGAGAAGCUGCAGCUCGAGCAGCUGCGGCUGGAGGAGGAGGUGGCCCGGCUGGCGGCCGAGAAGGAGGCGCUGGAGCGGGUGGCGGAGGAAGGCCAGCAGCAGAACGAGAGCCGCACAGCCUGGGACCUGUGGAGCACCCUGUGCAUGAUCCUCUUCCUGGUGAUCGAGGUGUGGCGGCAGGACCACCAGGACGCGCCUUCACCCGAGUGCCCGGGCGGGGACGAGGACGAGCUGCCCGGCCUGGAGGGUGCCCCGCUCCGGGGCCUCACCCUGCCCAACAAGGGCACGCUCGACCACUUCUAUGAGCGCUGCAUCCGGGGGGCCACGGCCGACGCGGCCCGCACCCGGGAGUUUGUGGAAGGCUUUGUGGAUGACCUGCUGGAGGCCCUGAGGAGCCUCUGCAACCGCGACACGGACAUGGAGGUGGAGGACUUCAUUGGCGUGGACAGCAUGUAUGAGAACUGGCAGGUGGACAGGCCGCUGCUGUGCGACCUCUUCGUGCCCUUCAUGCCCCCCGAGCCCUACCACUUCCACGCAGAGCUCUGCUGCUCCCGCCACCCCGUGCCCUUGGAUCGCCAGGGCUACGGCCAGAUCAAGGUGGUCCGGGCCGACGAGGAUCCCCUGGGCUGCAUCUGCGACAAGACCAAGCUCGGGGAAGACAUGCUGUGUCUCCUCCAUGGCAAGAAGAGCCUGGCGCGGCCAGGCAGCGAGGUGGAAACCCUGCUGUGUGCCAGAGGCGCCCCAUACCUGGACGCGAUGCAGGUCAUGAAAUGGUUCCAGACGGCCCUCACCAGAGCCUGGCACCGCAUUGCCCACAAAUACGAGUUUGACCUGGCAUUUGGUCAGCUGGACUCCCCUGGGUCCCUCAAGAUCAGGUUCCGCUCAGGGAAGUUCAUGCCCUUCAACCUGAUUCCUGUGAUCCAGUGUGACGACUCGGACCUGUACUUUGUCUCACACCUUCCCAGGGAGCCCUCUGGGGACGCCCCGGCAUCCAGCACUGACUGGCUCCUGUCCUUUGCCGUCUACGAGCGACAGUUCCUCAGGAUGACGUCGAAGGCGCUGCCUGAGGGUGCCUGUCACCUCAGCUGCUUGCAGAUCGCCUCCUUCCUGCUGUCCAAGCAGAGCCGCCUGACUGGCCCCAGUGGGCUCAGCAACUACCACCUCAAGACAGCCCUCCUGCACCUGCUGGUCUCCCGGCGGCCCGCCGACUGGGAGGCCGGGCAGCUCGAUGCUCGCCUGCACGAGCUGCUCCGAUUCCUGGAGAAGAGCCUGCUGGAGAAGAAGCUCCAUCACUUCUUCAUUGGCAACCGCAAGGUGCCCAAUACCAUGGGACUCCCUGAGGCCGUUCGCAGGGCCGAGCCUCUCAACCUCUUCCGGCCCUUCGUCCUGCAGCGAAGUCUCUACCGGAAGACGGUGGACUCCUUCUAUGAGAUGCUGAAGAACGCCCCAGUGCUCAUUAGCGAGUAUUCCCUACAUAUCCCCUCAGACCAUGCCAGCCUGCCCCCAAAAGCUGUUGUCUUGUAAAGUAUCCAGGACCCAGAGGGCCGGGGUGUGGGGUGCAGGACACCCCACAUGUCCACACCUCUGGGGGUGUCUACAGGGCCUGUCCUGGGAAAACAGUGGGCUUUGUUGGGAGCCUCAGCCCGCCAGGGAAUCCAGGCCCUACAGCCCGGAGGAAAGAAUCCCACACUGGAAGCUGGUUUGCUUUCAUGCCAACUGGGGCCUACUGGUGAGGUUACAGUCUGGGUUUGGUGGACGCCCUGCAGCUUACUUUUGGAUCACCACAAAUGGCCAAGAGGAUGAUGAAGUACUCCAAGGACACUAAGUUAAAGACAACACAAACAUCGAUUUGAGUGCAGUUUUUACCUCCUAGGUCCAGUCUUUACUUGGAUAUCAAUAGACGAUCUCUAGGAGGGCUGACAGGGUAGCAUGUUAAGACCCUGCACCCUGUUUCCAGUCACUCUUGGCCCCGGCCAUCUGCACCCAAGGCACUAAUAGGGACAGCCGUGGGAAUUUGCAACCUUCUGUCCACAGCCUGCAAAACAGGAAUCUAACUGCAGCUGCCAUUUUUUAAGCUAUUUGGAAAAAAGACCAGGUAGAGAUUCGAGGCCCCAAGAGGCCAGUGUCUCUGUUGCACAGAAGUGGGUACUUGGUGGCAGAGAGAAGUUUCAUGUGGCCGCUUUUUCAGCUACACGUCUCAGGGUGCACCCCCUCACCCUACCCCUUCCCCCAGUGUGCCGAACUCUGUGGGUGCCACACACCGUGCAGGGUACAAGCUCCACGGCCCCUCACCCCUCUGUAUUCUCUCCACAGCCGGUAUCUACAUGGUGGGGGAGGGCAGAUACCGAAGGUGGAAGCUCCAAGAGACACAGGGUGAGUGGGAUAAAGGAUAGCACCUACACCCAGGGUACUCUGGUCUGGUUCGCAGCCUGGCCUCUGAUGCCCGGUUUAGAGAAAGUUGCAGAGCUGAGAAGUGACAGAUGCUGUAGCCCUGAGUUUUCUUCAGCAGGGUGUCGGUCCCAAAGCAGGAGCGCCUGGAGGCCAGGGGAGACCCAGCUCCAUCUGUUGGCCCCAAGACUUGCUCUCUCUAGUGGGGCUCCCUCACUGCACAGAACCCUCUUUUCUGGAAGGGGCCUUGCCAGCCACACAGAUGACCAAGACCCGGAGAGGCUCAGCUGACUGGGAGCACACAGGGAUGGUAGUGCAGACCCAGCCCCCAAACCCCAGAGAGGUCACCUCAGUGCGGCCGGGGGCCCCGGUCACUGGGCAGGUGCCAGGGCCUGUGGUGGGCGCUGGCCUGUCUCCAGGCCUGUUUAGGGGGGUUGGGAAGCCACUCCUCCUCCACUUGUGGCUUCACUGGCCCUUUGGGAGUUCCUCUCAUGGCAUUGCCUCAGUAACCCUUACAGCAAGCCGAGGGGGAGGCAAGAAUGAGGGCGCCUGCACCAGCACCUGGGUUCCCCUCCAGGGUUUAAGCCAGCCACGCCUACUGAACAGCCUACCCGGUCCACCAGGCUGUCAGGCUCACCAUGAGCUGCAGAGGAUCCCGUCCUGACCCCAGAGGUCCUCUCACCUGGCCCCAGGGGCUCUGGAAGAUGGACAACCGGUUUGCCUGCCAGGGUUUACUCGCAGCAGGCUGGGCUGUGAUGGAACACUGAAACCUGUAGGAACACUUCCGUGUGAGCCGGAGUCAGACUGCACAGACUGGCGGCUGGGGCUGCAGGGAAGGGGCAUGCCCACGUGGCCCCCAACAGUAGCCCCAGGCCCCCCAUUCAGCUGGGACUUGUUUACAGAGUUGGGUUGAAUUUCCAUAUUUAUUAUUGCCCGUGCCUUGCAUUCCCCCCUCCUUCAUCCGUAUCUUAUUGUGCUUGGAGACCCCACAGCCAGGAACCAGCCUCCAGAAGCCAGGACCAAGCCUGAACCUCCCUUGACUCCCAGAAGAAAGUUCACUGAAAAAUAACCUUCUGGCCUCUUGUUUAUUCAGAGAUGCCAACUCAGCGGGGAAAUGGGGGUCUUUAUGCAGCAAAGCUGCUUCUGAAGCAGAGAGCAGCAGGGCUCUCGGUGUUUCAUGCUGCCUUAUUUAUAUUAAAGGAAGAAUUAAAUUCUUACAAGAAGUAGAAA